AUGAAGAUCUUCUCCGUCUUUGGCGCCUUCUCAGCGCUGCUGUCCUGCACAGUCGUCUCCGCGCAGUCCGACCCCGACACCAUUGGCACCAUCUACGAUGGCGAUGUGCCAGCCGACCUAUACGGAACCAACUACACUUACCCAUGGCAGGUGAAGCAGUACAAGUUCUCCAAUCAGCGCCAGAAACUUGAGAUGGCGUUCAUGGACCUACCGCCCAGCGCCAAUGACAAGAAUAAGACCGCUGUUUUGCUGCACGGCGGAAACUUCUGCGGCGUUACAUGGGCCGACACUGCGCGUCAGCUCUCAGCCGCCGGCUACCGAGUGAUCUUGCCCGACGACAUCGGUUUCUGCAAGUCAAGCAAGCCCCAGGGCUAUGCCUACAACACACACCAGCAGGCCUGGAACAUCAAAAGCCUACUCACUGCGCUGGAAAUCGAACAAGCCACCGUGAUCGGCCAUUCGAUGGGUGGAAUGAUUGCCGCCCGCUACGCCCUCAUGUACCCAGACAACGUUGACCAGCUUGUUCUCGUCGAUCCCCUGGGUCUGGAGGACUGGGUAGCCAAGGGCGUGCCAUACCUAUCAAUUGAUGCGAGCUACGAGAGCCAGGUUGCACAGAACUUCACCACUCUCAAGGCAUAUGAGGAAGCAACUUAUUUCCACAAUGCCACCUGGAAGCCUGAGUAUGAUACCUGGGUCCAGAUGCUGGCGGAUAUCUAUGCUGGCGAGUAUGGCCCCAGCUAUGCUUAUGUGAUGGCCCUCGUCACCGACGCCUUGCUCAGCCAGCCUGUCGUUUACCAGCUGCCGAACUUGAAGACCCGGACUUUCCUCAUGGUGGGGGAGAACGAUAUUACCGCGCUUGGCAAGAUAUGGUCAUCUCCUGAAGUUGCUGCCACACUGGGCCAUUACGAUGUCCUCGGUCCUGCUGUCGCAGCCACAAUCCCUAACUGCACGUUCCACAUGUUCCCCGGUCUAGGCCAUGCGCCCUUCAUCCAGGACCCAGAAGUGUUCUACGAGAAGCUUCUUUCUUGGUUGGAGUAA
Molecule: messenger RNA, 1038 nt
Organism: Penicillium paradoxum
Lineage: Eukaryota; Fungi; Ascomycota; Eurotiomycetes; Eurotiales; Aspergillaceae
Product: alpha/beta fold hydrolase
Exons: 1
Coding region: 1-1038 (345 amino acids)
Molecular function (GO): catalytic activity
Source: RefSeq, a predicted model, not a curated record